Molecule: messenger RNA, 750 nt
Organism: Penicillium macrosclerotiorum
Lineage: Eukaryota; Fungi; Ascomycota; Eurotiomycetes; Eurotiales; Aspergillaceae
Product: PSME3-interacting protein
Exons: 2
Coding region: 1-750 (249 amino acids)
Cellular component (GO): nucleus
Source: RefSeq, a predicted model, not a curated record
AUGUCCUCGGGCUUUGUGUCGGCCGGCACCAACGAGGAGCCCGUGGAGCGCGACGAUGCCUGGCUCAAGGCGCAGCAGGAAUUGGAGGAGGAACGGCGGCGCAAGGCCGAGAUAGGCCAGCAGGAUGGCGGCAAGAGCCUCUUUGAGGUCCUGCAACAGAACAAAAUGGCCAAACAAGAACAAUUCGAGGAGAAGAUGCGGCUGAAGAACCAGUUCCGCUCCCUGGACGACGAUGAAAUAGAAUUUUUGGAUUCCGUGCUCGAGUCGACGCGCGCGCAAGAGGCCACCCUAAAAAAAGACACUGCAGACCAGCUGGAGGCCUUUCGGAAGCACCGCGAAGAGGCGGAGAAGGCCCUGUUAGGACCGACAUCUUCAGAGGUCACCCCCGCGGAGGACGAAGAAUGGACCAUACCGGCUCGCAAACGGCGGCGUGACAAGGGCAAGGACUCGUUACUGUCAGGUAAAAAGCGCAAGCCAUCACUAGCCCAGAGUAGUGAAAAACCGAGCGUUGCCAAGGAAGAUGAAGCUCGGAAGUCCGGCCAAGAAGGUCGACUAGCUGCUGGCAAGACGGGUGCGGAGACGACAUCGUCUACGACAGCGCCUACAUCUGCGCCAAUGACGAAAGCAGCUGAGAAAGCCACAACGCCUACCUCAGACUCUAGAGGCCCCUCGGGUGAUAACCAGCCAGCCAAACCAGCUCCCAUUUCACUGGGGCUGGCUGGAUAUGGAUCUGACUCCGAUUCUGAAUAA